CAAGCACUGAAGAGACACAGACGGAGUUGCGCAAUCAGAGCUGGACUCUAAAAAAGGCAGAAAACCCUCAGUGCUCUUUCAGUCCUGCUGCUCAGCAGUCAAGCUGGAAUCAUCUGCACAGCAAAAAUCUGUUUUUGUUGUUUUUACUCUUUAGAGAAGUACUGAGGAGCUGUUCUAUCAGAAAAAAACAGCACAUUUUUAUUUUUAUUAUUAUUAAUUUGUGAAGACAUGCAUCGGUGCAGAGCAGUGCUGCUUCUGUUGAUGGUGACCUUAUACUUCUUCAGUGCAGAAGCCUACAAGUGCAGGUGCACCAGAAAAGGACCAAAGAUCAGAUACAAGGAUGUACAGAAGCUGGAGAUCAAACCCAAACACCCGUUCUGCCAGGAGAAAAUGAUCUUUGUGACCAUGGAGAAUGUUUCCCGGUUCAAAGGACAAGAGUAUUGUCUUCAUCCCAAACUUCAGAGCACCAAGAAUCUAGUCAAAUGGUUCCGCAUCUGGAAGGACAAUCAUAGGGUGUACGAAGCCUAAAGGUUUGGCUACAUGGCAUGCAUCACUGAAAUGAGGGGGAAAGAAGGCAACAACAAGAACACCACCACUGGGACUGUUUCUGUGAAGUAUAAGAUGUAAUCUGCAGUCAAACUGUACUUCUCCCUCUUUUGCCCGCCCAGCACAUUAAGAGAUGUACUUCAUGUAUAAGCUGCUGGGUUUGUUUUGUCACAGUCUCUGUCACUGCAGUGGAAACCUGUCAAAUAGUCUUUGAGACUUUAUCACAGUCUGUACUCAAACUGUUGUAGUCUAUUCAGUUAUUAUUUAAAAGGAGUACACGUACAUCUGGUGUGGGCUUUUUAGUGAGAAAUGUGUAAAAAUUCAAAAGAAAUGGGCAAACAUUA
Thalassophryne amazonica is the source of this 890-nucleotide messenger RNA. RefSeq names its product chemokine (C-X-C motif) ligand 14 (gene cxcl14). The transcript has 4 exons. Gene Ontology annotation, molecular function: chemokine activity. Gene Ontology annotation, biological process: cell chemotaxis; antimicrobial humoral immune response mediated by antimicrobial peptide. The coding region runs from base 229 to 528 and encodes 99 amino acids. The record is from RefSeq and is a predicted model, not a curated record. NCBI's taxonomy places the organism in Eukaryota, Metazoa, Chordata, Actinopteri, Batrachoidiformes, Batrachoididae. Gene Ontology annotation, cellular component: extracellular region.